This is a messenger RNA of Aedes albopictus (Asian tiger mosquito), 899 nucleotides long. RefSeq names its product brachyurin-like. The transcript has 3 exons. The record is from RefSeq and is a predicted model, not a curated record. Gene Ontology annotation, biological process: proteolysis. Lineage: Eukaryota; Metazoa; Arthropoda; Insecta; Diptera; Culicidae. Bases 48 to 842 code for a protein of 264 amino acids. Gene Ontology annotation, molecular function: serine-type endopeptidase activity.
AGCCGUUUCCAAAUUCAGUAUCCCAUUGUUGACUCAACAGAUUGGAGAUGAAAAUAAUAUUGUUUUUACUGUGCGCGGCUCUGUCCGGGACCUGGGCCAUCGAUAGCAUACAAGGCCGAAUCACCGGAGGAUCAGAUGCAGGUCCUAAUGAGUUCCCAUUUACUGCUGCAAUUCUGAUCUCCGGAGAUGAGGCGCACACCUUCUGUGCUGGAAUACUGGUGACUCCUCGCCAUGUCCUGACCAGCGCCAAUUGCGUGAUCCGACAGACAAUGUUAACAGUCAUGCUGGGAUCUUCGGACAUAACAAGGAUGAACCAAUUUAUACCGGUAACAAACGUCCGGAUUCACUGGAACCACAGCACAACAGUGAUCAGUCGUGGCGAUCUUGCGAUCCUGACGUUGGCUCGCAAUGCCAAUUUGGGCGAAAAUGUUGCCGUAGCUCAACUGCCUCGUUGGUCCGAUGUGGGCAAUACUUUCAACGGAUUCGGUGCUACGCUCGUUGGAUGGGGCCUAUCGGGUCAUCGCGAGGACGAAUCAAUUCCUUUGCAGCACUUGCAGGUCGUUCGUAACCCGAUCAUCAGUAACUUUGCCUGUGGACUGUCCCAUAGAUUCCUUCAGGAUGAACAUAUCUGCUCCUCCGGAGAUAACGGUGGACCAUGCGAUGGUGACGAAGGUGGACCGGUAAUGAUCACAGAGGAUGGUGAACCAACGGUGAUUGCCAUCCACUCGUUCCACUUCGACGGCAUUGGAGGAUGCGGCCGUGGACGAUCAUCCGUCCAUACCCGCCUUACCGAUCAUUUGGAUUGGUUGGUCGAACACACAGGUGUCUAUCUACGACCAUAAUCUUGCAAAUAAAGCCAAUCAUGCGUCAUAACAAUAAACAGUAUUUUGACUAGCAAA